Phycodurus eques (leafy seadragon) is the source of this 4703-nucleotide messenger RNA. RefSeq names its product Era-like 12S mitochondrial rRNA chaperone 1 (gene eral1). Gene Ontology annotation, cellular component: mitochondrial matrix. Gene Ontology annotation, biological process: ribosomal small subunit assembly. The record is from RefSeq and is a predicted model, not a curated record. Bases 114 to 1463 code for a protein of 449 amino acids. The transcript is spliced from 11 exons. Gene Ontology annotation, molecular function: GTP binding; ribosomal small subunit binding; rRNA binding. NCBI's taxonomy places the organism in Eukaryota, Metazoa, Chordata, Actinopteri, Syngnathiformes, Syngnathidae.
CAUGGCGGCGCCCUAUUGAUGCGGUUGGUGUCACAGGCUAACGUCCGCGCAGAUUUUAAUGAUACAUUUAAUCAUAUCUGUUGAAGUAGAACAGUUCUUCGACAUAACCUGCAAUGGCUCUCAGAGUGUGCAGGCGUUUUUUGAGGGUCUCGGCUGUCAUCUCCAGACGACUCUUCGUGUCUGCUCGACAGGAACCUGCGCAGUGGCUUCCUUCCACAGGAAAUGCUGCAUGUCGCUGUGGAAGGAGCAACUUGUUUAUCUUCAAUCCGGCCUGUUCUAUUACAUCAGAUGCAUUUGUGAGCAGACUGCUGAAAGGCAGUGUUGCGGAGGCAGACAACAGCCAUUAUCGCCUUCCUGCCUCUGUUCCUCCAGACAGAGGUGAACACAUGUCGUUAUUACUGAAACAUCCUGAUCAGCCUGAACACGCCAAGGUUUUGAAAGUGGCGAUAAUUGGUGCUCCGAAUGCCGGGAAGUCUACUUUGUCCAACCAGCUUCUAGGCAGAAAGGUGUUCGCUGUCUCCAAGAAAGUGCAUACUACACGGAAACGAGCCCUGGGAGUCCUAACAGAGGAUGAUACACAGAUUAUUUUACUGGACACACCAGGCCUCACCACACCAUCAAAAGUCAAAAGACACCAGCUUGAGGAGUCUUUGCUUUUGGAUCCUUGGAAGACGGUGACAGAGGCCGACCUAAUGGUGGUCAUAGUUGAUGUGUCAGACAGAUGGAUGUGCAGAAGGCUGGACUUUGAAGUGCUCAAAUGCCUAGCGCGCCACCCGAACAUCCCGGCGAUACUUGUCCUCAAUAAGGUGGACCAGGUGAAGGUGAAGGACAAGUUACUGGACGUCACAGCGGAGCUGACAUGCGGGGUUGUAAAUGGUCGCAAAUUACGCAUCCGACCCGUGAUCAAGCCGGCUUGGGCGGAAAAGAGGCCAGAGAGGGAUUUGGAAGAGUCGCGGGACCAGGACACCACCGGGGACGGUGCUGAUGGGGACGAGGCUGUCCUGACCAAAGAGCAACUGAAGGCGCUGAUGAGCCAGAAGGGAUGGCCUCACUUCAAGGAUGUCUUCAUGCUCUCGUCUCUGGACAGAGAGGAUGUGGAGACACUUAAGAGCUACCUAAUAAUCACAGCCAAGUCUGGAGCAUGGCAGUACCACAGCGAGGUGCUGACAGACCAGAGACCAGAAGAAAUAUGCACCAACAUGAUCAGAGAGAAGCUUCUGGAGCACCUGCCACAGGAGGUGCCUUAUUCAAUGACCCAGUCUGUUGAGCUUUGGGAUGAGGAUGAAACUGGACAGCUCACCAUCUUGGUGAAAAUUCACACCAAGAAAGAAAGUCAUAUGAGGAUGGCGAUCGGCACGGCAGGCCAGAUGAUAGCACGUAUCGCCCAAGAGACGAGCGAGCACCUCACGCACAUCUUCCUGAGACAGGUCAAGCUGAGGCUCUCAGUCAAGAUAAAGAAGUGAUGAUGAUGAUGAUGAUGAUGCCGGACUGAAUGCUUUUUUUCCGCAGUGACACAAACAGAGGUGCCAUAUCUGAAAUUUUGGAGGACACUUGUUUGCCUCAACAUUAUUUGCUCUUCAUGAAUCUGCUUCUGAUUGUGUCAGUGAGUAACCAAUCAUGUUAUUUGGACUGACGCAGUACCUGCACAGCCCAUCCAUCCGUCCGUUAGUUCAUAUCUUUUGUUCUCAUGAGGGUCACUGGUGAGCUGGAGCUUAACCCAGCUGACUUAGGGCGAGAGGCAGGUUACACCUCGACAAGUAUCGUCUUACACUUCUUAACUCAUUCACUGUGAUUCAUUUUCUGAGCAGCCAACUGCAUAUUGCCAGCUAUUGUAGAACAUUUUGACAGAUUCAGCGGAUACCCGGGUUGAAAAUCAGUGGCCUUUUUUUUUUUUUUUUUUUUUUUACAUGGCGUUUGUCAUCCUUGUCAUUCACGUUAAGGUCUCUGUCAUAGUUUGUCAAAUUCACCAAACGCACACUCCUGCUAAUGACUGCAACACAACCUGUUAUGACUACAGUAUGAAUAUACAUACUCUUUUCAAAUGUAAAAUGGCUAAAGUUGUCCAACUUCCAAUGUUGGACCUUUUGGUUUUGUCCCUCGUAAUUUUCUUGUACUCAAACUCUGGGCUCAUCUCAAAUCUAAAGUGCUGCACCACUGCUCUCUACUGGGGUCUGUUUGUCAGUACAGUUGUGUACAAGCUCAUAGUUCAGUGUUGGGCAGCAUCCGACCCACUCGCCGUCCCGUUGAAAAACAAUUGCAGUCUGUGGACUGCAAUGGCAGUGAAUGAGUUCAAGUAUUCGCUGCGCCCGUUCGCUCAUUUGCUGCCAAGAAACGGGAGCCUACAUUAUAACGUCACGUGGAACAUCAGCGAAAAGAAGAACACUCUCGCUCACGCGGUUCUCCAAAUUAGAGGCGAAAUGUGUUUGCUUCCUGUUUAUUCUUCAUUCCCAGUUGAAGUGACACACAAGAGAAUUGUACAAGGGACAGUCAAAAAGUAAUGAGCCCAAUUGAAUCUAACCUACUACCGGUUGAAUAUUUUUCUGAAAUGUUCACAGUUUUAGUUUAAAUGCUUGUUUGAAGGUUAGAAAAGGUUUUAUUUAAGCCUGUCAGCUAUUUUAGAAAUGAGGUCAUUGUUGGAUGUCUGUCAGAAGUAGACCUGUGACUGAAUUUCUUGCUUGAAAUAAAUGCCCAAAAUACAGAGUACAAUGUAAACAAAAGACAUUUUAAAACGAAGAAUUUUGGUGAGCGUUUCGAACAGGGACAGAACGGUGCAGUCGCAGAAUGGGUUUUCCAGAGGGAGUGGGCGGUACCGUCUUUGCGGUAGGACGGUAUACUGUAUCUUCUCAAGAGACAAAACCACAGAAAUAAAACUGGGAUGGCAUCAUGGUGAAAUCGAGGUUUUGGGUUCGAAUCUCGGUUCCACCCUUCCUGGGUGGAUUUUGCAUGUUCCCCCAUGCUGGUGUGGGUUUUUUUCCGGGUACUCCGACUCCCUCCCACCUUUCUAGUAACUUGCGUGUUAGGUCCAUUGAAGAGUCCAAUUUGUCCAUAGUUGCGAAUGGUCGUUUGUCUCUAUGUGCCCAGCAAUUGACCGCCGACCAGUCUGGGGUGUGAGGCUCCAGCACAAUCAGAGACCCUAAUGAGGACAAUCGCUACGGAAAAUCAAUGGAUGGAUUGUAGGAUGCACCUAAUAUUAUGACUGGUUAAUAUAUGUAUUUUCAAAUGAUCUUAAACAACAAAUAUUAAAAUGGCCUCAAAAUGAAAUGCAUUGAGUAUUUGCUGAAAUAGAAGGCAGCCUCUAUUUUUGCAUUGUUUGGUUCUGACUGUAGUUUGAUAUGUUCUCAGUAGAAGAGCGGGUUUGGUGAGCUGAUGGUUUAUCAGUGGCUGUCGGGAGGGUUUAGUUGACACCGCCCACUGCUGCGAACACGCACACACAUGCGUCUAAUGUCAAUGAAAACAAAAACAGGAGCGCUUCCAAUGGAAUUAAGGGAAUGGGUUAAAAAGGAGCAAAUUUGCACUUCAGUCUAAAGUGCCAUGCAAAUUUAGUGGAAAUUCUACCCUUUUCGUUCAUAGGGAUUAAUAUCAUUAAGACCAAUAUGAUUCAUUCUGUGGCCAAGUUUUUAGUGGAAGUGAGCCUGUAUUUGCUUGAAUAGGUAGUUUUUGGGUUGGAAAGGACUUAGAAUGAAUUAGUUGUGCUCGUUAGUUUUUCAAUUUGACAACAUUUUUCAAAAUCUCUUUAAGUCAGGGUACCUGGCGAAAACACACCCAAGCAUGGGGAGAACAUGUAAACUCCACACAACCAAGAUUCAAACCCAGAACCUCCUGACUGUGAGGCAGACACGCGAACCACUUAUCAACUGUGCUUACCCCAUACAACAUUUUACAUUUCCUCAAAAUUCCAGGAUUUUGAUUUCAUUCCCCACUUUAUUAUAUAUUGUUCACUGGAAGACUUUCAUCCGACACAUUGAAUAUUUUUGUUGUUACUUGAAAAAGAACAUCCACAUGCUAUUCACAAAUCGAAUAAAAUAAGAAUAUUGUCAUUAAUUGAAAGAGUUCAACUAGACUUCCCAUUGGAAAUGUUUGCAAAUUUUCCAUCCAUUUUCAACCCUAAUCAUCAUUUUGAACCUCCUCUGUUUGUAUGUUGUUGUUGUUGUUGUUUUUUUUUUGUCCCCGUCCGUCCUUGUGGAGCACUAACCUGACGUUUGAUGGCCGUUAGAUUAAACUGUUCGGUUGACGAAUACAUGCAGUGGCCUCGCUCGCGCAUGCAGCAGGAUAAGACUUUUUUUUUUUUAAUAGCUACAUCACCACUCAUAGAAAAGACAAGUUUCUUUAUUCCACUUACAUACAAAGCAUAUGAAGAACGGUCACACGUAUCUUUUCCUUGAGUCUGCCAGUCCAGCUGUUAAUGAGCAAGAGCCAUAGAACCCUUACCAUUACUAAAACUCAGUAAUGGUAACGGUUUGACGGCCCCUCUCUCGCUCUCGGAAGUGUACGUUCAGCGUGCGUCCAAGUGCGAGGAGCGAAUGACCCCCUGGAUAGUACAUCAUCUAUACUGUAGUGACUUUUCAUUAAACUUACAGUAUAAGAUGAUAUCCUGUCCAGGGCACAAUCUUCUUAUGUGACUUACACAUAUAAAUACAAUAUUUUCCAAAGCAAACACAGUCUUGAUGUGUCCCAUACUCACUCAUUUGCGCAAGAGAGCAUCU